CAACGCUUUUAGAUCGCGAGUAGAGCAAGCAGCUAGCUAGCGCACAAGUUGUUUUGAAAAAAAAUGGCAGCUUCGAAGAAGGGGAAGAAAGUUGUAAAUCAAGAAGAACUGCGGCGCUUGAUGAGAGAAAAACAAAGACAAACGACAGACAAGAAGCGCAUUGAGUCUCCUUUUGCCAAAUACAACAGUCUUGGGCACCUCAGCUGUGUGCUGUGCAGUGUGCAGGUUAAGUCCGAGCUGCUGUGGCCGGCUCAUGUCCUCGGAAAACAGCACAAAGAGAAGAUUGCCGAGCUGAAGGAAGCAAAGAGUCAGCCACCGACUCCCCAGAACCAACCAGUGAAGAGGAAAGCAUCGGACAGUGAGGACAUUAACGGGAAAAAGGCGAAAUCAGCGCCGGUUGCAGGCCAGUCUGCGUCGUCAGGGCUACCAGGAGACUUCUUUCAGAGACCCAAGGAAAAGGAAACUGUUUCUGCUCAGAAGUCUGCAGGUUUGAGUCUCUUGGCUGGAGUCUAUGAUGAGGAGGAUGAUGAUGAAGCAGAUGCUGAAGAGUCGGGUCAGACGGGAACACCAAACCCUCUUCCUCAGAAGGCUGAAGCUGCAGUGCUACCAUCUGAUUUUUUUGACAGCUCCAUCCCAUCCACACCUGCCAUCUCCCACUCUGGCUCCAUCCUCAAAGCAGACUUGCAGGAGAAAAGCACAGAAAAGAAAGAAAACACAGCCGAGGCGCUGCCGGAGGGCUUCUUCGACGAUCCUAUAAGAGAUGCCAAAGUGCGCAACGUUGACGCACCAAAAGAUCAAAUGGACAAAGAGUGGGAAGAGUUUCAGAAGGAGAUACGACAGGUGAACACAAAAUCAGAGGCCAUCGUAGCCGAGGACGACGAAGAGGGUCGCCUUGAACGUCAGAUCGACGAAAUCGAUGAACAAAUUGAGUGUUAUAAGAGGGUUGAGCUGCUGAGAGACAAGCGCGAUGUGGUGAAAAACCAGCCUAUGUCCAGGAAGGAGGAACUAAUGGAGACCGAUGGCAGCAUUGAAGAGGAAGAGGAUGAAGAGGAGCUGCUGGGGCUUUUGUCCCGGGACUGGAGGGCUAAAGGGGCACUGGCAUAAAUUUCUGUAAAAAAUUAUUUUGUCCAGAAUGUUGUUAAAGCACAUAAGAGAGGUAUUUUUUGUACAACUAUGUCAGAAAUGUGUAAAUAUGUUUGUUCAAAGAUCCCCAUCGCUUCUUUUUGUAUAUUUCAGACUGGGUUAAAUAUGAUGAGUGUGAUGUGCAACAUUCUAGUAAAACAUGAGCUACCACCACAAGACAAGGUUUCUCACUUCGUGUCUUAAAACACCAGACAGACCACAAAUCAAACCUUUUAACUGUGUGUUUAUUCAUUGGUGCUCACACAAAAACACAUUCAUAAAAUCUCUCAUGUACAGUAGCAGCGUGGACCCAAAAUCUAAGUCAUGAUGGCCAAAGCUACUUUACAUUUUGAGCUCAACUAACCAUUGCCCUGCAAAAACAAGUCCUCGACUAUGUUAAGUUUAUAAAUUAUUUGUUCAUGUUACAUUAUAAGCAACAUGCAAAGCACAACAGAAUUAUUUUAAAAAUGUACAAUGUUGAGAUUAAGACCGUAAAGCAAAUGUUACCAACCCAAUCCCCUUCACAAGAUAAUCGGUUGAAAAUACUUUUACAUCAUUUUUACAGAGUACAAUGUUUGAGUAUGACAAACUUAUUAUGUAAAUACACCAUUAUUAGGUCCAUAAAAACGGAAUAAAAUGAAUCAAGUAAAGAGUGAUGGUCAGUGCUUCUUAUACUACCUGUUACAAAUUGUGAGCUUUCUGCCUACUGCAAUUUUAAUCAAGAAAUAUCUACGUCAUUUUGUUAUUGCUACAUAUGCCUCACAAGUUACCACUUCAAAAUUCUUCCCAGUUGAUUCUAAGUGUUCAUAGCCCUUCAAAUCUUGUAGAACUGACAACAGCAAAAACAAGCAAAAAAAAA
Molecule: messenger RNA, 1981 nt
Organism: Seriola dumerili (greater amberjack)
Lineage: Eukaryota; Metazoa; Chordata; Actinopteri; Carangiformes; Carangidae
Gene: znf830
Product: zinc finger protein 830
Exons: 1
Coding region: 64-1104 (346 amino acids)
Biological process (GO): mitotic DNA replication checkpoint signaling; nuclear DNA replication; mitotic DNA damage checkpoint signaling
Cellular component (GO): spliceosomal complex; nucleus
Molecular function (GO): zinc ion binding; nucleic acid binding
Source: RefSeq, a predicted model, not a curated record